CACAUGGAUUUUCUCAUUUCGUUCCAGGAAGUAUCUUAACGGGAGCGAGUUUGAGGAAGCAAAAGGCCAAAACCCUUGUGAGGGCCCAGCAAAAGGAAGGAAGAAGAGGAGGAAGAAGAAGGCGAAUUAGUCGACAUUCCCGAGAGACUGGAUAGGGAUCCACUCUCCGUCUGCGUGGAAAUGGCAGCCACUUCUCAUCUGUCCCAAGCUAUGUCGGUUUUGCUGGGUGAAAUUGCAGGAAACCUGACUGUGCAAGAGAUGGAUCAGAAACCCUCGAUACUAGCAGCCCUUCAAGGAUCGAGCUUGUUAGCAAAGACUCGUCACCAGAUCAGCCGAGUGAGUCGGGCAGAGUUGGCUGACAAUUUUCUACGGCUUCGUGAUGAACAUUUGCUGCUCAAAGAGCUCACUCAAAAGCAGGAGAACAAGAUCAAAAGGAUGGGCACCAAACUCUCAAGACUGAAUCAUGACCGAGCACAACAGGAAACCCGGAAUAGGAGACCCGGAAGCUACAUUCAAAACUCUGUGCGGCACCUGGACUUGGAAGAGGGUCUGGAAGAGAUGCAGGAACGGGUUUGGGAUCUGGAACGUCUCAACCAGCGUUUGAGGAGUCACCUGCUCUUCUACAAGCAACAGCUACAACUGCAGGGCUGCAGCCGUCACUGUCCCUAUGGCCACGUCACAGCCAAGGUCAACACGGGCUUUCGUCGGCCACACACCUCUCCUAGACAAGGGCCCAAGAAGUCACACAAAGAGAUGCAGAUAUCAAGAAUGACAACCAGGCCAAUCUCUCCCAGAUAUGGUGAUGAUGUUCUGGAAAGGUUGCAAGCAGAAACCGAAAGAUUAACCCACAGUCUGGUGCUGGCUGAGUUAGACAAGGAUCAUGAAUUGUUGAGCUUCACACCUGAUAAAGAAAUUGAUCUGGAAUACAUUCAAUCUCAGAAAAGCUAUCUAAACUUGCAGGAAUACCGAGCCGCCAUCCAGAAGAACGUGGAGCUGAUUCGGCUGCAGAAGCUGUUAUGGGAGAAGAAUUCAGAGCUGGUGAUCUCCAAAGCUCAGAUUACUGUCUUGCAAGAGUCUCCUUUCUUUUCGUCUUGUCUACACCAGAACCAAGAGGCCUUGAGGUCAGCCAGCGAAGCCUUGCUGACUCAGCUGGAUGAUCUGAAUGCCAACCUCAAGGAGAAGGCCCAGAAGGUGACCCUGCUGGAAAGCCGACUGGAAAUCCUUUUACCCUUGCGGGGAACGCUGGACGAGUUCCAGGAGAGAAUUCAAGACCUGGAAGCAGAGCGAGAUUCGUUGAAGACAGAUUAUGACCGAUUGUGGGACAGUUGCAUCAAUGCUCCACCACAAAAUCUGGACCAGGUGCCCCAGAAGGACAAUGCUUCUUCUUUGGAAGAUCAACUCAACUCAGCCUUGGCCGAGAAGGAGAUUCUAGAGGAACAACUAAAAAAAGAAAAAGCUCAGAAUGAUGCGCUGAAGCAGGAAGUCGACUCUUUUCAGGAGAGGGUGGCCAUCUUGGAAACCCAGGCGCUGAAGGAACCACCUCAAUCCAACCCAACUCAGAGCCUGUCAGCAGAAGUUCCAGAAAGAGAUCAGGAAAAGUUUGAAAUCUUCAUCCAGGACAGCCUACAGCGACAACUUCACGAGGCUGAGGCUGCCCAUGCAGAGACAGUGUUCGAACUGGAGAAGACACGCAACAUGGUCAUUUUGCAGCAUCGCAUCAAUCGGGAUUAUCAGGUGGAGCUGGAGAAGGUGCUGACGCAGUCCAGACAGGAGAAACAGGAACAUGAGGACCAGCAGAAGCAGAUGGACCAACUUCUGGAUCUGCGCAAUGCCCGUAUUCAUCAGCUGGAAGAGAAGUUGAAGGACAUGGCAUAUGGAACAAGAGUCGUCAGACUACGGCCCCCCGACUGUGACGUUGACGACGAAGGAGUCCCUAACAAACUUCUGAAAUUGCAACACGGGGAGAACCUCUUUGAGUUGCACAUCUCUGGGGCAAUCUUGUCGGCCGAGGCCGUCCAACUUCUGGGAGACCCCGAGCUUCUCACCUUUUGCACCUACGCUUUCUACGACUUCGAGACCCACUGCACGCCUCUGGCCCAUGGCGUUCGGCCCCGCUACGAAUUCACUUCCCAAUAUGUGGUCCGGGUGGACCCUUUCUUCAUGCAAUACUUGCAUGGGGCCACUUCUCGCCUGGACCUCCACCUGGCCUCUGCUGUGGACCACACCACCCUGGCCUCCUGCUGGUUGCAUUUUGGCCAAGUGCUGAACAGGGAAGAGCAAGUUCGUUGCACAGCAGUCUUGCGUGGUCCCAAAGGCGAGGAUUAUGGUCUUUUGGAAUACGGGUUGAAACUUCACUUUCCGUUCAAACAGUUUUCGCAGCUGCCCCGCCAUCAAAGUCAAAUGCGGACACCUCUCUCUAUUGCAGCAGGAACUCCGGUUGCAGCCCCACAGAGCUGGCAACCGCAAGGCGACAGAAAGACCGAAGCCGGAAGCCGGAAUGAGCUGUGCAUCCAGAUCAAGGGCUGUACCAAUUUGAGAAGCCGUUGGAUUGGCUCACGGCCCAGCCCAUAUGCCAUGUACCAGUUCUUCACCUUCCCGGAUCACGACACGCCCAUCACCCCGUCAAGCAACCACCCCGAAUUUGAAGAUGUGAAGAAGUUUGCUCUGCACAUCACUCCUGAGCUGCACCAUUAUUUGCUUGUGGAGAGUUUGUGGGUCUACGUGUUUGACGAUGAGGAAGAGGAACCUGGAAGCUACUUGGGCAAAGCCCAGAUCCCACUGGUACCGUUAGCGCAUGGGCAUAGCAUCAAAGGAGACUUUGACCUCAUGGACCCUGCGGGGAAGCCCAAUGGCUCCAUCCACCUCAGCCUAGAAUGGAAGGCCCUUUAUUUGCCUCCUGAAGAUGUUCGCUACAAGGCCAUCCAAGCACGUUCCUUGGAGAUGCAGAUUGCUGAUGAGCAAAACCUGUUGCACAGACAGGUGACUGAAAAACACCUUCAGAAAAGCAGAAGGAUAAAAAAUGAGCUGGAGCUCCCUCCUGCCCAAGUGAUUCCAACACGAGAACUCAAGAGAAGAAGGACAAAGAAGAAAGUGGUCAAAACUAUCCCCAAGAUGGAGGUGGAAGAGAGGAUAGAGGAGGAAGAAGAAACACUGAAUGUUGAAGAGACAGCAAAGGUGGCCGAACACCGAGAACUGGAUGAAGAAUCGAUUCUAGAGUCUCUGCUGAAGGACACUGUGGGGGAGGAGCAAGAGACGAGUGAAGCUCAGACUACCGAAAGUGACGAAGUGGUUGUGGGGUUACCCACACAGCAGUGGUAUUCUGAUCUGCAACCUUCAGAGUGGAUUCGGGUGGAGAUCAUUUCCCUUGGCCUUUUGCCCCAGAGCUGGCCUGCGGCCGAUGAGACCAUCCAGAAACUCUAUGUCGAAUUCCACUUCCCUGGGGUUCCUCUGGAGGAAACUGAGAUCCCUUUCUCUUUGCGGAAACCGAGGGGGACCCAGGAAAUUUAUUUCCACUUCAGCAAAGUGAUCAAACUGGACGCAGAUCCCAGAAGUUUUCAGAGGCAAAUGCUGUUUUCCAUGCUUGCGGCUGAGGAUCCCGAAGAGAACAAGCUGCAGUUUAUAGUGGUGAGUGAGCCUCUUCCUGGGACCAGUGGGGAAUGCGAAGACGUGGGUUUCUCAAACGUGAACUUGCGAGAGAUUCUUCUGACUGGAAACGACAUCUUUGAGCAAGACUUACAAGUUUUGAGUUCUUUAGACCACGUCACCAAGAUCGGGAAUCUGAAAGUCUCCGUCAAAGCGGCGCCCGCGCUGCGCGCCAUCUACCGGACAGAUGAAUGGCCGGGCGGCGAGGGUGGAGAAACUGAAGAGGAAUGAACAGGCUUCCAUUAUGAAAAUAAUGUUUGCUAACUUUUUCGGAGCCAGGGAAUGAGCCAGCAAAAUAAACUUUCCAAAUCUUUUUUUUUUUUUUUUGUAAAAAAAACAUUUUUAUUGUUCAGUUUGUCUCCAAAGUCAAAAAUAUCAAGAGUGCUAACAGCUACGAAAGAAAAAAAAAGAAAAAAGAAAAA
Molecule: messenger RNA, 4064 nt
Organism: Pantherophis guttatus
Lineage: Eukaryota; Metazoa; Chordata; Lepidosauria; Squamata; Colubridae
Source: RefSeq, a predicted model, not a curated record